Molecule: messenger RNA, 3345 nt
Organism: Bactrocera tryoni
Lineage: Eukaryota; Metazoa; Arthropoda; Insecta; Diptera; Tephritidae
Gene: Galphao
Product: G protein alpha o subunit
Exons: 8
Coding region: 751-1815 (354 amino acids)
Biological process (GO): adenylate cyclase-modulating G protein-coupled receptor signaling pathway
Cellular component (GO): heterotrimeric G-protein complex
Molecular function (GO): GTPase activity; G-protein beta/gamma-subunit complex binding; GTP binding
Source: RefSeq, a predicted model, not a curated record
AAAUACAAAGGAGCAAUCGCAUUCGCAGCAGCAGCAGUGGCAGCAGAGUUGAAAAAGUUUGCGGGCGGGUUACACAAAAAAGUCGAGUGCUCGAAGAAAUUUGUGAAUAACUCCAGCAAAACGAAUUUUAUUAAUUGGAAUUUAUCAAUAGAAAUUGGAAAAAAGUGCAUGUGCAUUGUGGUAAUUGAAGAAAAUGUUUGAUUUAAUGAUAUGUCCAUGAAACGACCCAACGAUAUUUGAAUAUAAACAUAUGUACACGCAUACAAACAUACAUGUACAUACAUAUAUGAAAGUAGCGAAAAGUGCGAGCAAAAUAAAGCCGAAUGAAAGUAAGAAAAAUUAAGUAGUGCAGCCGAUUUGUGUAUGUGUUCUUAACGAUAAAAAUAAUAAAAAAUAAAAUAUAAUUACAACAGAACGCAGAACAAACCGCACAAAACGUUUAAAAAAAUAAGUGAAAUACAUACAUACAUAAAUUUCGUAAGAAAAACCCACAAUUACAUAAGUGAGUUUUUGCGAACAUAUUUCAAUCGCUACAACAAAAAUAAUUAAAGUGAACAGCAGCAUCCGUUAAUCGGCAAACUAAAAAAGAAAAUCCAAACAACAACAAAAUAUCACAACAACUUGUGUUCAACAAAAAGCGCGCUUUACACCAACAAUUGCAUUGCAAUAAAUUCGCCGUAAUCGAAGCCAUUUGAUUAUUUCACUUCGCUAACCGCAUAAAAGGAAACAAAAACAAAAACAUAAAAGAAAAUGGGUUGCACAACAUCAGCCGAGGAACGUGCAGCGCUCCAGCGUUCAAAGCAAAUCGAAAAGAAUCUCAAAGAGGAUGGCAUUCAGGCGGCAAAAGACAUCAAACUCUUGCUACUGGGUGCUGGUGAAUCGGGUAAAAGCACAAUUGUCAAACAAAUGAAAAUUAUCCACGAAAGCGGGUUCACCCCAGAGGAUUUCAAACAAUAUCGGCCGGUUGUAUACAGCAACACAAUACAAUCAUUAGUUGCAAUACUUAGAGCGAUGCCAAUACUCGGUAUUGCGUAUCACAAUAAUGAACGGGAGAAUGAUGCAAAAAUGGUAUUUGAUGUUUGCCAACGCAUGCACGACACGGAACCAUUCUCAGAGGAGCUUUUGGCUGCCAUGAAACGAUUGUGGCAGGAAGUUGGCGUUCAAGAGUGCUUCUCACGUAGCAACGAAUAUCAAUUGAAUGAUUCAGCUAAAUAUUUCCUCGACGAUUUGGAUCGGUUAGGUGCCAAGGAUUAUCAACCGACCGAACAGGAUAUUCUACGCACGCGUGUCAAGACGACCGGUAUUGUUGAAGUGCAUUUCUCAUUUAAAAAUCUCAAUUUCAAACUUUUUGACGUUGGCGGCCAGCGUUCGGAGCGAAAGAAGUGGAUCCAUUGUUUCGAAGAUGUGACAGCGAUCAUUUUCUGUGUCGCCAUGUCUGAGUAUGAUCAGGUCUUGCAUGAGGAUGAGACUACGAAUCGUAUGCAAGAGUCAUUGAAGCUCUUCGAUUCGAUUUGCAACAACAAAUGGUUCACCGAUACAUCCAUCAUUUUGUUCUUGAAUAAGAAGGAUUUGUUUGAGGAGAAGAUUCGAAAGAGUCCAUUGACAAUCUGCUUCCCUGAAUAUACAGGAGGUCAAGAAUACAGCGAAGCUGCUGCUUACAUUCAAGCUCAAUUCGAAGCGAAAAACAAAUCAACCUCAAAGGAAAUCUACUGCCACAUGACGUGCGCCACAGAUACAAAUAAUAUACAGUUUGUUUUCGAUGCUGUUACCGAUGUCAUUAUUGCCAACAAUCUGCGCGGCUGCGGUUUGUAUUAAGCAGAAACAACAACAGCAUCAACAGCAGCAGCAGUUAAGUCCAGCGCAGCAAACGAACCAAACAACGCAUGGCGAAAAAUCAUUGUCGGACUCCAUCACCACCGCUUCAGUUACAACAACUACAAUUAUGAUAACAACAACAACAAUUAUGUUAACAUAACAAAUGUCACAAGUGCAGCCAGCACUAAAGCGACUACUACAAAAUUUUCAACAGAAAAUAUCAUUCGAAUAUUCGAACAUUUUUCGAAAACUAAGAGCACUAACCUCAAUUACUGAGCUCAUGUCAGUAUUUUUGCCGAAUACAAUGUUCUGAUGAACAGUUAAUUUAAUUUAAAAGUAUUGUAAAAAUUAUUUUUGAUGCCAAUAUUUUACUGUUAUCUUCAUAAAAUAAUCGAUAGCAUUGGAAAUGCCAGAAAUUUAUGUACAUACAUACAUACAUGUAAAUGCCAACGAUAGCGGUGAGUGAUGGAUAACUGAUUAAAUGAUUUGUUAAGGCGUUGAACUAAACAAAUUGGCGCUGAAAGCGAAGGCUAAAGCAGUUGCCGCAGCGGUAACACACAGCAGUGGAGGAGUGAAAUGUACAUUUUAGUCAAGCAAAUUGAACAAAAACCAACGCACACAUACAAACACGCACGUACAUACACACAAACACACACACACACCAGAAACAUUAUUACUAAUUAAGCUUACAAAAAAAAACAAAACAAAAAACCAACCGAUGAAGAAGUGAAGUGGUAGACACAGAGAAAUCAGUAAAAGAAGCAAGAAAACUCUCUAAUAAUACAGAAAAUUUAAUUAAUUAAAUCAUAACUGAGAUUAAAAACUGGCAACACAAAACCAAAAACAAAAAAGUAUAAAUUUAUUUAGAAUUAUAUAAAGCGUAAAAACCAGGUCAUUGUAAUGUAAAAUUCCGAAACACUGUAAAAAGCCGUUUACUAAGUACAUAUACACAUACAUACAUGUAUAAAUACAUAUGUAUGUAUGUAUGAACAUAUUAGAGCAGCAGUAAACCGUACAGAAUUUGAAGUAAAUCAAAAGCAAAAAAACUCAAUUUAGAGAAAACGCACCACUACUUCUACACUAGUUUACUGUAUAUGUAUAAACUACAUUAGGCUGAUACUUAGACGAUACAACAACAACAAGAACAAAACAACGGACCGUUUGCUAUACUAUUGACAUACAAUAUACAAGUACAUACAUGCAUAGAGUUUAAAUAAAUUGAUUGAAUUUGUGAAUUUCUUAGUGAGUACGCUGUUUGGGAUGAACACACGGCGCACAUUGUAACACAUACAUACAUACAUGCGUAAUUGCAUAACCUAAAAUUAGCACAAAGAUAAACGAACACACAAAGUUAUAAUUUAUAGAUUAUUUAUGAUAAAUUUUUAAUACAAAAAGAGUAUAUGAAAUAUGCUAUUAUGUUAUAGUAGACGACACACGAUGACUUGUGCUGGGAAAUUUUUAAGUUUCGUAAAAAAAAUUAUACAUUUUUUACUAUCUUUUAAUGUUUUUUUCUACUCUUUAUUAGUUCUA